AUGUUUAUUUCUGUGCUUUUCAAGUAUUUGUCGUGUGAUUCCUUUCUGUAUUUUGAAGCAAACAAUGCUACUACUUGUCAUAUACCAGUGAUGCAUUUUGUUUCCAAUCUAAACGAAUGCGAAGCAGAUAAGGGAAUCUGUGGUGAUUAUGCUAUCUGUAACAAUACAAUUGGAAGUUACUCCUGUUCGUGUGAAGAAGGAUUCAGGCUUGUUUCUAAGAACAUCUUUGCUAGCAAUGCAAGUACUUCUGGUUGCAAUGGUCAGACAUGUGCCUGCUGUCCUGAGUCUCUAAAUCCAAAUGUUCUUCAGUGUUCUUCUGGAAACUUCAUUUUAUCUAACAAAACCCAGAACAUUAUUAACAAUCUAGGAGACAGUGUGAGAUUCAAUGAUUCGAAUAUUACACUGCCGAAUGAGGUCCGGCAAAAAGAAAUAACAAGAUUCCUUAGGAAUGUUGAAGAAAACAUUGUACGUGAUGUGCUUUCAUCACUGAACAAAAGUGGAGCAACAGAAGAAAUAAUAUACCAUUAUACAAGGGAAACUGUUAUUGUUGCCUAUUCAGUGCCACGUAGUAGCAGCAAUGUUGAAAAAUGGCUUACACUAAAAGCAGGAGAAACUACAAUGAAUAUUAAGAAGAAAACAGUCAUUACUGGGACCAAACCAGAUACACCACCUUUUACUAUGCUGGCAUCAUUCCACGGGCCCGAAAUUGAGUCAAUACUAUCUAGUGGUCAUCUAAUUGACAAACCGCAAUCGGAUUACAACUAUACUGUGAAUUCAAAAGUAGUUAUUGCAACAAUUUCUAGCGAGUGGAAGUAUAACCUCACAGAUCCAGUCAUUUUGACAUUUCAGACUGCAAAGAAUGACAAAGAUAGUGUGAAAAUACAUCGCUGUGUCUUCUGGAAAACUGAUAACAAAAAUAGAAGUGGAUGGUCCAGUGAAGGAUGCUUUCUCUCUGAAACAAAUUCCAACAGAACACACAUAACAUGUGAAUGUGAACACUUAAGCAGCUUCUGUGUACUAAUGGUCCUGGAUGAGACAUUUCAGGACGAGACAGCACUAAACAUUAUUUCAUAUAUUGGACUUACCUUGUCAGUCAUCUGUCUGAUUCUUUCAAUCCUGACAUUUUUGCUGUGUCAGUCCAUAAGAAAUGCAAACACAACAAUGCUCAUCAACCUCUGCAUUUGCCUGCUCAUAGCAAAUAUUGUGUUCCUUUUCGGCAUCUCUCAGACCAACACUCAGAUAUUGUGCAAAGUUACUGCAGCUUUCCUGCACUACUUCCUCUUAGCCUGUUUCUGUUGGAUGUGCAUUGGUGCACUUCAGCUCCAGCUUAUGGUACAAAACCUUAUGGUACUUAAAGCCUUUCAAAGACAUUCUAUCCAAAGGCGGUACAUAUAUCCUGUAGGUUAUGGAGUACCUGCUGUAAUUGUAAUAGUUGCAGCAGCUGUUUUCCCUCGUGGAUAUGGAACAACAAAAAUAUGCUGGCUAAGUCUGGAAAGUGGCUUUAUAUGGAGCUUCAUGGGACCUGUAUGUUUUAUAAUUGGGUUGAACAUAUUUUUAUUCAUCAAAACUGUCUAUGAGUUAAGAAAACAUUUUCAGUCAAUCGAUAAAGACGUAUCAAAGAUCAAGAACACAAAGAUACCUCUUUUUAAGGCCAUUGCUCAGUUCCUUGUACUGGGCUGCACAUGGAUAUUUGGGAUGUUCCAGUUUCACAACGCGACAAUUAUGUCGUACCUCUUCACAAUACUGAACAGCUUCCAUGGAGUUUUCAUUUUUCUGCUCUAUUGUGCUGCUAACAAACAGGUCAUUAAUAAAUACAAAACUUGGCUUCGAAGACUCUUCAGCACUGCGAGAAGCAGAAAGGAACUUAGUACCAUCAACAGCGCAACCACAACCACCACCACCACCAGUACCACACCUGCCACAACAGAAGCUACAUUACAAGGAGAAGCUUAUAACAUGGAAUUAAUAAAAAAGAAUGUGAAAACCCAAGAAGAAUAGUGGAUGAAAGUGAAUCUGAAGCAAUGUGAAACAAAGAUUUAUAAUAUAUUUCUGUUCAUCUCAGCUAAACAGAAUAUUACAAGUGCAAAUCAAUCCUGCAUCUUCCUUAGAUGUAGUAAAUGUUUCUGAAUGUGUGAAACUUAUUGCAUUUGUCUAAAGGAUGUCACUUAUUUCGUUACCCCUAAUAUUCUGUUUAUAAAAACAAAAAUUGAGAAUGUAUUUCUUUUGGUGUGGUCAGUAAAUUUUCAUAUUACUGUAUGUAUAUAUGGUCUUGUAUUAAUGGAAUCAAAUGAUACUCAUCCAGUUUUAUUUUCAAAGUGCAGCCAUCCAUUUAUAUGUUUCAAAAGAGUAUUAUUUUUAAAUGAAUGCAAAUGUUAUGUUUUUUCAGUAAUUCUUCUAAUUGUACAGAAAAAAAUGUUUCUGGUAGGAUGACAGUUAUACGGAGAUGAAAAACUGCACAUUUACAUUGGAAAAUAUCAGAUAUUCUAGUUUGAUUUUAGGGUAAAUGUGCCUUUGUGUUAUAUGCUGGUGAAUCUGCUGGUCCACUCAAACCCUUCUUUGUCCUUCUCCCCUACAUAUUGCCCACUGUUUGGCAGUAACCUACAUGCUACAUUUACUACUUACUAUUACACUUCUAACUCUCCCCUCUAUCUCCACAUCCCUCCAUCAUACAUUACCAGACCUCCACCACAGCCCCAUUUUUCCUCACCAAAAUAACUAUUCCCCAAGUCCAUUCUAUUUCCCUCUAUCACCCUCUCUUUUUUCCCAUCACAAUGCCUACCUUUAUAAAAUUAAAUACCCCACAUCUUAUUAACUUCCUUCUAAGUCAAAACUAAAGUCUGACUACCUCUACUCUCUCCUCCCCAAUUCCUCUUCCUUCUUAAACAUUCUACUUCGCUGUGGUGAUAUUCAUCCCAACCCAGGCCCUGACACUCUCCUCACUCAUCUGUCCUCCACAGCAACUUUCAAUCUCUACAAACAAGCCCUCAACAUCUGUUUACCCAAUCACUAAGACUCUUAAAAUUAUGGCUCUCAACAUCCAAAGUAUCCAAAACAAAGUCUCUGAACUGCAUUCCUGGCUAUCACUUUAUACCCCCAAUAUUCUCUCCAUCUCUGAAACUUGGCUAAAACCUCACAUUAUUAAUACUGAAAUCUUACCCCCUGGCUACAAUAUUUUCCUCCAAUUUAGACCUAAAAAAGGGUGGAGGAGUUGCUCUGCUAUACUCUGUACAGCUGUCCCUUCACCCACUUCCCUUCACCCCCCCUUGUUUUCACCCAGCUGAAAUACUCGUUAACUGCAACUAAAACAAACAAAAGAAAAUAGCUAUUGCCUCCAUUUACAUACCACCAGUGACAAUAUUCCUACUCUUGAACUAUUCCUUGCUUGGAUAUCUCAAACUAUCUCCUAUGAAACCAUCAUUCUAGGAGACGUUAACAUUGAUUGGAAUACUCUGUGCUCUCUCUCUCCAACCUCUAGCAUUAACCUAUUUACUUUUUCUCAACUCAUAACCUUUCCUACUCACAUAACUCUAAAACUAACUCCAGCUCUACUUUGGACUGGAUUCUUACAUCCCAUCAUAUCAUAAUCCCACUACACUGCCUGACUCCUUUAGUGAUCACCUCCCAACUUCUAUUCAGUGCCACUCCUCUCAAGGUAUUAAAUCCCAGAUAUAUAGAGACUGCCAUAACCUAUCCAACUUUGACCCAAAUAAAUUCAACCAAACACUGUCUUCCAUCAACUGGUCCUUCCUUCACAACCUCCCUCUUGAAGAAGGUGUUCUACAAUUUAACAGCAUAUUUCUAAGCAUUCUUAACUCCAUGGCCCCCAUCAGAAAAAUUAGAGUUAAAUCUAAUUAUGCUCCCUGGAUUACCAAAGAUAGUCUCUCCCUCAUGCAGAAAAGGGACAGUGCCUGGAAAUCCUGGAAUAGCCACAAAACUACCUCAAAUCUCCUGCUCUACAGAGAACUUAGAAAUCAUGCUAAAACACAAAUCUACCUUGACAAAAUAACUUUUUACCUCAACCAUCAAAAAACCCUCAAUCCAACCGCAAAAAGUUCUGGUCCACUAUCAACAAAAUUCUUUACCCUGGUAACCCCCCCCCCCCAUCCGUUUCCUAACACCUCCUCUCUCUAGAACUUCUUAACUCCUUCUUCAUUAACUCCAUACAGAACUUACUUAAAUCCCAUACCAAUCAUGAGAACCUCCUCACCUCCACACAACAUGGAUUCAGACCUCAUCAUAGCACCACUACUGUCCUUAUAUCUUUCACUCAAGCAAUCUCCUCAUCUCUUGAUAACAACAAAUUAGUCUCCUGCCUGUUCCUUGACCUCUCUAAAACCUUUGAUACUGUAUCUCAUAAGCUCCUUCUCUCCAAACUAGCCUCCCUUAACCAUUGUAACUCCUCCCUCAGCUGGUUUUCUAGUUAUCUAUCUGACCAGCUACAAUCUGUUAAAUGUCUCCCUUCUACCUCCCCUUUUCUCACAAGGCUCCAUCCUUGGGCCCCUCUUAUUCAACAUCUUUACUAAUAAUCUCUACCUUUCCUGUCCUCUCUCCACUCUGAUUCAAUAUGCAAAUGACUCUACUAUCAUUUGCACAUCUGAUAAACUACCUCACCUACUCACUCUUACUCAAGAAUCUCUACAUUCUGUUGAAAAAUGGCUCUCUGCUAAUCAAUUACAUCCUAACCCUAACAAAACUAAACUUCUACUCUUCCUGCCUAAAUCUCUCCAACAUCUCAAAGCCUCAUUCUCCAUCUCCUCUCUAAAUAACACUCCCAUCAAAGCUGAAUCACACACUAAACUCCUCGGAGUUUAUGUUGAUGACGGACUUAAAUUUGACAUUCACAUUAAUAACUGUAUAAAAAAAUCAUCAAAAACUUGGACUGCUGUGCAGGAAUAAAAAAUUCCUAAGUCCUGAAUCCAAAUUAUCCUUAGCUCAAGCAUACCUUCUUCCCACCCUUGUCUAUGCCACCCCAUUAUUCACCCACCAACAAAAGAAUCUGACUACCAAGCUUGAACACACUUACAAUAAAACAGCUCAAUUCACCAGUAAUCUCCCUUAUCGAACACAACACUGUCUUGCCCUAAAAAACUCCACUGGCUUGAAAUCCAACACCAAAUCCUCCUGUCACAGCUCCAUCUGACCCACUCUAUCCUUCACCAUCCUCUUGUUUGUCCAUCUCUGACUAAUCUUAUCUCCCCCUAUAUCCCUAACUGCAGCCUACAUAGCUCAGACCAACUCCUAUUGUCUAUCUCCAAAUCUUACAAAUCCAUUGGUAAGAUACUCUAUAGACACUCUGUCACCUCUGCCUGGAA
This is a messenger RNA of Protopterus annectens (West African lungfish), 5312 nucleotides long. RefSeq names its product adhesion G protein-coupled receptor E3-like. Gene Ontology annotation, cellular component: membrane. Bases 1 to 1998 code for a protein of 665 amino acids. Gene Ontology annotation, biological process: adenylate cyclase-activating G protein-coupled receptor signaling pathway; cell surface receptor signaling pathway. The transcript has 14 exons. NCBI's taxonomy places the organism in Eukaryota, Metazoa, Chordata, Ceratodontiformes, Protopteridae. The record is from RefSeq and is a predicted model, not a curated record. Gene Ontology annotation, molecular function: calcium ion binding; G protein-coupled receptor activity.